Messenger RNA from Protopolystoma xenopodis, 876 nucleotides. The record is from the annotation of a GenBank genome assembly. Lineage: Eukaryota; Metazoa; Platyhelminthes; Monogenea; Polystomatidea; Polystomatidae.
CUCUUGCCUUUCCAGGCCUCCUCUCACUUCAAUCUGGACCCUGGUAGAUCUGAUGAUAAAACUGAUAGUCUGACGAAUGUUGUCGAAGAAGAGGAGGGUAAUCUUAAUGGAAGUGACAAAGAAAAUAAGCUUGGCUUGUCGUAUUCCAAACAGUCUAUUGGAGGGAAGAUAUUGGCUAAAACUGCUAAUGAUUCAAUAACCGCUUCCAAAGCGUCCCUUUCUAUUAAAAAGCGCCGCUUGCCAACAGAUCCAGAUCCUUGUCUCCUCUCGUUGGAUGGUCUUCUAGAUAUGUUCUUCGUUGUUGUGCAGCUAGUCGACCAGGUUCGCCAGGAUUGCUAUGAUGCCGCUGAAGAGGAAGAUGCUGGUGAUGGAGAGUCAGAGGAGUCCGCUACAAUGAUAAUGACUGAUUACUUUAGGAAACGUACUCAACCGCUUAUUCGACGCCUCGAGGAUUUACGUGUAUGUCUAAAAGACUUCAAGCUGGGUCCCAGCAUUGGUCGUGGAGCCUGUGGCCUAGUUCGAGUCGUCAGAGAAUCAGCACCGCCUUAUUCUGUCUACGCAAUGAAGUCCCAGUAUAAGGGCGUUUGGCUACAUCAUGACCCCGAGGGCUCUCAAAUUCUUCUUGAGCGCACUGUUUUGUCUCAAGCUGCCGCAGUUGAUAAUCCAUGGCUCCCGCAUCUUUAUUAUGCCUUUCAAGACAAGAAGCAACUUCAUUUAGUGAUGGAUUAUGAGCCUGGAGGUGAUAUGUACAUCUUUCUUAACAAAGUUCGCUGCAGAUUUAUACGCAUGUUCGUCAAGCUCGAUGAUGCGAUGCCAAAAGAAGUAAUUUUUGAAGGUGCGGGCUCAGAGACCACUGAGCUGGAUAAAUGCGCUUAG